AUGGACGUCCUCGCACAGAUCAAGGCUGACCACGACAACGUCAAGGGCUUGUUCGCCAAGUACAAGGCUGCGUCCGGCGCGGAGAAGACGACGCUCGCGCAGACGCUCAUCACUGAGAUGAAGGCGCACAGCGCGGCGGAGGAUGCCUCCAUCUACGCUGACUACUCGAAGUUCGGCCUGAGCGCUGCUUCCAACAAGCAGGACCACGCUGAAAUCAACAAGUUGAUCUCUGGCGCGUCGGCGUCCGACGAGGCUACUGUCACCAAGGCCGUGACGACCUUCAUCGCCCACUCAGACGAGGAGGAGAGCCAGCAGUGGCCCGCGAUCAAGGCGAAGCUGUCCGCCGGCGAGAGCGACGCCCUGGCGAAGCAGUUCGUCAACGCUAAGAAGAGCGCCGCCUGA
Molecule: messenger RNA, 402 nt
Organism: Gloeophyllum trabeum ATCC 11539
Lineage: Eukaryota; Fungi; Basidiomycota; Agaricomycetes; Gloeophyllales; Gloeophyllaceae
Exons: 4
Coding region: 1-402 (133 amino acids)
Source: RefSeq, a predicted model, not a curated record